GCGAGAGAGUCGUUGUGAACGGCUGUGAGCUGUUCCUCUAAAUAUUCGAUGUGCGAAUUGAAUGUAAACGCGAAUAAUACAAAAUUGCACGACGGAAAUAAUCAAAUCAUAUAUAUAACAAAUAAAAUAAUAACAAAGAAUAUUGCCUUUGUAAACGAAAUACGAGCACAAUAAAUUGUCAAUUAGAAUAUAAAGAAAAGGAUAACGGUCCAUAUAUGACAACAUGAAUUUACUGCUGGAGCUUAACUUCAAACAAAAAAAUGCCACCAGAUUCUUUACAGUGCUUGGAGGCUUUCUAACAUUUUUAUUAAUUAAAGAUAAUGCUAAGUUAAGUCUGCUGUUAGGAGCCAUAUUGGCUCUAAUGCUGAAGAAUCCCACGUUUGUAUAUGCCUUCUAUAAUACCAUGGGAAGAGAUACAAUAACUGGCUAUCGCUGUGCUAAAAUGACUAUCUUUCUUUAUCUGAUGGAGCGAAAAAGGUGGUCCAUGGCCCGCAUAUUUCAGGAGAAUUGCAAAAGACAUCCAGAAAAGGCAUGCUUUCUCAUCGACAAUCGUCAGAUGACAUUCCAGGAUGUCGAGGAUUACAGUAAUAAAGUUGGUUCAUAUUUCAAAAGUAAAGGUCUCCGAAGGGGUGAUUGUGUGGCAGUGCUGUUGGAGGGUCGCCCUGAAUAUGUUUGCCUUUGGUUGGGUCUAUCGAAAAUUGGUGUUAUCAGUGCUUUAAUCAAUACCAACCAAAAAAGUGAACCAUUGCUGCAUUCCCUUAAAGUAGCCAAUUCUAAAGCCAUUAUUGUGGGUACUGAGCUUACGAAUGCUCUAAGUGAAAUCCGCAAUCAUGAAGAUAUCAAAUCAUUGCCUGUUUAUCAAUUUAGUGAUGAGGAGCAAAGAACCAACGCUAAUUUAGAUCUUAUGAAAGAUGCCAUUGACUUGACGGAGGAGUUAAAAAAUCAGAGACCUGAAAAUCUCGCCGCUGACAUUAGCCAAUGUGAUCAUAAAGAUAAACUCAUGUAUAUUUACACUUCUGGAACCACGGGCUUGCCAAAGGCAGCAGUCAUUACAAAUCAAAGAUAUCUUUUUAUGACCACAGCUUCCACACAUGUGAUUGCCAUCAAGGAAAAUGAUAUAAUCUAUAAUCCCUUGCCACUAUAUCAUACUGCAGGCGGUGUUGUGUGCAUAGGAAUGGCCUUGGUGCAUGGCUGCACCAUAGCCUUGCGUCGGAAGUUUUCAGUUUCCAACUUCUGGAAAGAUUGCAUCAAAUUCAAUGCUACUGCCGCCCAACACAUAGGUGAGCUAUGCCGAUAUUUGUUGAGUGCUCCAGCAAGGCCCGAAGACACCCAACACAAGUUGCGUCUCAUGUACGGCAAUGGUUUGAGGGCCCAGAUAUGGUCCCAAUUUGCUACACGUUUCAACAUUCCUUUUAUAGCCGAACUAUAUGGCUCCACCGAGGGAAAUGCCAAUUUAGCAAACGUAAGCAAUCAAGUGGGUGCUAUUGGUUUCAUACCCAUACUGCUGCGCAACAUAAUUCAUCUCCAAGUCAUACGUGUCGAUGAGGAGACGGGUGAGCCCAUUCGCAAUGCCAAAGGCUUUUGUAUUCGCUGCAAUCCCGGUGAGACUGGUUUAUUCAUUGGUAAAAUCGAUCCAAGCAAAGCCAUCACCAACUUUAGUGGCUAUGCCGAUAAAGGUGCCUCUGAAAAGAAACUGCUGCACAAUGUUUUCAAGAAAGGGGACGUUUACUUCAAUUCGGGCGAUAUGCUUGUUGGAGAUUUACUGAACUUUUACUACUUUAAGGAUCGGACGGGUGACACUUUCCGCUGGCGUGGUGAAAAUGUCUCCACCCAGGAAGUCGAAGGAAUCAUUACAAAUGUGAUAGGGCUGCAGGACUGUGUGGUUUAUGGGGUCGAGAUUCCCCACAUUGAGGGUAAGGCAGGUAUGGCAGCCAUUGAAGAUCCCGAACAUAAGACUGAUUUCCAACAUUUGUCGGUUGGCAUACGUGCCAGUCUACCUCCCUACGCUCGUCCUCUGUUUGUGCGGGUCAUGAAGGAAAUACCCCGCACGACCACCUUCAAAAUGAAGAAGCGUGAUCUGAUGUUAGACGGUUUCGAUAUGCACAAGAUAACCGAUCCUCUCUACUACCUCAACAGUGAUGGUAUAUAUCGCCCCCUGACCUCUGAGCAAUAUGAUGCCCUGCAAAAUGGCACGGCAGGACUUUAAGGAGCCCAAAUGUCAUCCAGGCAUUUAGUCACAUAUGUAUAGUCUUGUUUUAUACUUUUGUACAUUAUUUAAGAUCUCUAGAUGUUAAUUCAUAAUUUUGCCAUAUUUCUACUAUAAACAUUGUACAUUAAAAUUUCUAUAUCCUAAAAAUGAGAAAGACCUAUAGAACCUUUAUUGAUGCCAUUAUUGUAAUACUGUCCUUAUAGCUUAUACGUAAAUAUUUACUUUAAGUUAAGAA
Messenger RNA from Stomoxys calcitrans (stable fly), 2444 nucleotides. RefSeq names its product long-chain fatty acid transport protein 4 (gene Fatp3). Bases 224 to 2206 code for a protein of 660 amino acids. The transcript has 7 exons. NCBI's taxonomy places the organism in Eukaryota, Metazoa, Arthropoda, Insecta, Diptera, Muscidae. The record is from RefSeq and is a predicted model, not a curated record. Gene Ontology annotation, cellular component: endoplasmic reticulum. Gene Ontology annotation, biological process: triglyceride homeostasis. Gene Ontology annotation, molecular function: long-chain fatty acid transmembrane transporter activity; long-chain fatty acid-CoA ligase activity.